AUGCGGCUGCUGGUGCUUGUCCUCCUGGGUCUCCUGAUCCAAGCAGAGGAACCCAAGUGCAGCCUUAUGGGCCGGGCACAGCUACCUGAAUUCGACAAAGAUGGACACUUUGUCAUUGGGGGAAUUUUUUCCUUCCGCACUGGAAAAGAUGGCACAACAGACACUUUCAACAAUAUGCCAGAUCGACGCCAAUGCAAAAAUUUCAAUUUCAGAGAAUUCAAGUUCGCUCACACUGUUAUUUUUGCAGUAGAAGAAAUAAAUAGAAACCCAGAUCUUCUGCCCGAAAUUUCUUUGGGAUACAAGAUUUAUGAUGACUGUGGCACCACGGAUAUACUGAGGGCAGCCAUGAAUUUGAUAAAUGGUCCGCAGAGGGUAGAGAACUGUACUAAUCCAGAUGCUGUACAAGCCAUAAUCGGGCACUCUGGGUCAACACCAACUAUAGGAUUUGCAAGAGUACUAGGACAGUUUCAGAUACCAGUGAUCAGUCAUUUUGCCACAUGUGCCUGUCUGAGUAACAGGAAAGAGUUCCCCUCCUUCUUCAGGACUAUUGCCAGUGACUACUACCAGAGCAGGGCACUGGCUCAGCUUGUCAGACACUUUGGCUGGACCUGGGUGGGAGCCAUAAGCAAUACAAAUGACUAUGGCAUCAAUGGAAUGGAUGGUUUUGCGAGAGCUGCCCAAAAGGAGGGGGUGUGUAUCGAGUAUUAUGAGGCUUUUGAGAGCACGGAUCCAGAACAUUCAGUUCGAGUUCGCCAGAUAGUAGACGUCAUAAGAAACGCCACAUCAAAAGUGAUCGUUACUUUCGUGUCUCACAGGGAGAUAAAAAUUUUAGUGGCAGAACUGCAGAGGCAGAACAUCUCUGGACUGCAGUGGGUUGGCAGUGAAGCAUGGCUCACAGAUGAUUCCCUUAUAGACAGUGAAGGGCACACUGCUCUCAUCGGAGCCAUAGGAUUUACAGUCAGAAAGGCAGACAUUCCUGGUCUGGGACCUUUUCUACAGGAACUGCACCCUUCCCAGUAUCCUAACAGUCAGUUCCUAAGAGACAUCUGGGAAUCUAUUUUUGGCUGUUCUUUGAAUCCACCAAUGGAGAAUGAUGACAGAAAACAGUGCAAUGGAUCUGAGCAUCUCAGAAACGUCAAUAAUCAGUUUACUGAUGUGUCUGAACUAAGGUUCACCAAUAAUGUUUAUAAAGCUGUAUAUGCUGUGGCACAUGCAUUACACAAUCUGUAUACCUGUCAGCCUGGUAAAGGGCCCUUUAUCAGUGGUACCUGUGCUAUACCGACACAGACACAGCCAUGGCAGGUUUUGCAUUACCUGCAGUCUGUAAAUUUGACCAUGCCCGAUGGUGAGGAAGUGUUUUUUGAUAGCAAUGGAGAUUCACCAGCAAGAUAUGAAUUGAUACAUUUAAGAAAUAUCAGAAAAGGAACUACAGAGAUUGACAUAAUCGGCAACUAUGAUGGUUUCUUGCCUAAAGAGCAGCAGUUCAGAAUGAAUAAUGUGAACAUUAAGUGGGGCGGAGGGCACAACGAGGUGCCUGUGUCUGUGUGCAGUGAGAGCUGUCCCCCAGGCACCAGGAAGGCUGUGCAGAAAGGCAAGCCUAUCUGCUGCUAUGACUGUAUACCAUGUCCACCUGGCGAGAUUAGCAAGACUGCAGAUUCUGCUGAUUGUAUGCAGUGCUUAAGUGAGUACUGGUCCAACAAGAAAGGAGAUACCUGCAUCCCAAAAGAAAUAGAAUACUUGUCAUACCAUGAGGUCAUGGGGAUGCUCCUAGCAUUGUUCGCUUCUUUAGGAGUCCUCUUUACAAUGAUGACUGCAAUGAUUUUUUAUUGCUACAGAGAGACACCUAUUGUCAGAGCCAACAACUCAGAGCUGAGUUUCCUGCUGCUCUUCUCACUGACUCUGUGUUUCCUUUGCUCUCUUACUUUCAUUGGUCGGCCCUCUCAGUGGUCCUGUAUGUUGCGUCACACAGCGUUUGGGAUCACCUUUGUUCUCUGCAUCUCCUGUGUUCUGGGGAAAACAAUAGUGGUGUUAAUGGCCUUCAGAGCCACACUGCCAGGCACUAAUGUCAUGAAGUGGUUUGGGCCUCUGCAACAGAGACUCAGUGUUCUUGGCUUCACUCUCAUACAAGUCCUUAUAUGUGUCCUUUGGUUAACUAUAUCACCUCCAUUCCCAUACAAGAAUAUGAACCUUUACCAGGACAAGAUUAUUCUAGAGUGUAAUGUUGGUUCAGCUAUUGGAUUCUGGGCCGUAUUGGGGUACAUAGGACUCCUUGCUGUCUUGUGUUUCAUACUGGCUUUUCUCGGUCGUAGAUUGCCUGAUAACUUUAAUGAAGCCAAAAUCAUCACAUUUAGUAUGCUGAUAUUCUGUGCAGUCUGGAUCACCUUCAUACCAGCUUAUGUCAGCUCUCCUGGGAAGUUUACUGUAGCAGUGGAGAUAUUUGCUAUUUUAGCUUCAAGUUCUGGUUUAUUAUUUUGUAUUUUCUUACCAAAGUGCUACGUUAUUUUACUAAGGCCAAACUUGAACACUAAAAAACACGUAAUGGGAAAAACAUCAACUGAUAUUCAUUAUUGA
This is a messenger RNA of Clupea harengus (Atlantic herring), 2571 nucleotides long. Its product is annotated as extracellular calcium-sensing receptor-like. Lineage: Eukaryota; Metazoa; Chordata; Actinopteri; Clupeiformes; Clupeidae. Gene Ontology annotation, molecular function: G protein-coupled receptor activity. Gene Ontology annotation, biological process: G protein-coupled receptor signaling pathway. The coding region runs from base 1 to 2571 and encodes 856 amino acids. The record is from RefSeq and is a predicted model, not a curated record. Gene Ontology annotation, cellular component: plasma membrane. The transcript has 6 exons.